AUGUCUGCGACAGAGUCUCUCCAGGCCGAGGACGCCUACUUCGCCAGCAAUCCUCCUCCCAAGCAGCUUGCCGCCCACACUGCGCUGGCCGAGACCUUCAUCACGCAACAUGCCGCGGCAAACCGGCGAGUCGUGCUCGUCACGUCGGGAGGAACGACGGUUCCGCUGGAGAAGAACACUGUGAGGUUCAUUGACAACUUCUCUGCCGGUACCCGUGGUGCCACCAGUGCCGAGUACUUCCUCUCUGCUGGAUACGCCGUCAUCUUCCUCCAUCGCCAGUUCAGCCUGCUGCCCUACUCGCGCCAUUACUCCCACUCCACCGACUGUCUUCUUGACCUCCUCCACGAGGAUUCCGACGGCCACGUCGCUGUGCGACCCGACGACUCUGUCAGGAUCCUCGACGUCCUGCGCAAGUACCAGAGCGCCCGCCGCGACAAUAUGCUCCUGCUGCUGCCCUUUGUCACCAUUGGCGAUUACUUGCACGAGCUUCGCGCCGUGGCUCGGCUUAUGGCGCCGUUGGGAUCGUCCGGUCUGCUCUAUCUUGCCGCGGCCGUGUCCGACUUCUUCGUCCCGCCGGAGCGUCUUUCGGAGCACAAGAUCCAGUCGACCAACAUAGUUGAAAAGCUCUACCCGAAGAACGCAUCGUCGCCGUCGCCGUCGCCGCAAAUCGAAGACGAAGAGACGUUUGACAACUUUGACGCCUCCCCCCGCGUGCCGCGUUCCAAGCGCCUCAUUAUCGAUCUCGAUCCCGUACCCAAGUUCCUCAAGAGCCUCGUCGAGGGCUGGGCUCCCUUGGGCAUGAUUGUCAGCUUCAAGCUCGAGACAGAUCCCCGCAUCCUCGUCCACAAGGCGCGUUACAGCCUCGAGCGCUACCAGCACCACCUCGUCGUGGGAAACCUCCUCUCGACGCGCAAAUGGGAGGUUGUCUUUGUUGCUCCAGGCCGCGAGGACCGCUGGCUCCGUGUGGCCCGACUCGGCGGCUGGGGCGAUGCCGAGGGGAGGCCGCUACGACCGGACGAGGCGCCCGAGGGAGAUCCAGAAGAGGAGAUUGAAGCUUUGAUCAUACCAGCUGUAGCAGAACUUCACGAUGCGCAUAUUGCAAAGUCAAACAAUGCCGAAAAGAAAUAG
Trichoderma aggressivum f. europaeum is the source of this 1128-nucleotide messenger RNA. RefSeq lists its product as uncharacterized. Gene Ontology annotation, biological process: coenzyme A biosynthetic process. The transcript is spliced from 2 exons. Gene Ontology annotation, molecular function: phosphopantothenate--cysteine ligase activity. The coding region runs from base 1 to 1128 and encodes 375 amino acids. Lineage: Eukaryota; Fungi; Ascomycota; Sordariomycetes; Hypocreales; Hypocreaceae. The record is from RefSeq and is a predicted model, not a curated record. Gene Ontology annotation, cellular component: nucleus; cytoplasm.